Molecule: messenger RNA, 1057 nt
Organism: Photinus pyralis (common eastern firefly)
Lineage: Eukaryota; Metazoa; Arthropoda; Insecta; Coleoptera; Lampyridae
Gene: thoc6
Product: THO complex subunit 6
Exons: 4
Coding region: 54-1022 (322 amino acids)
Biological process (GO): mRNA export from nucleus
Cellular component (GO): THO complex; transcription export complex
Molecular function (GO): protein binding
Source: RefSeq, a predicted model, not a curated record
ACCAAAAGUUUCUGUACUUAACCUCACUUUCGGCGUCUUGUUUACAAUUCAAAAUGUUGAUUAAAUCGUUCUACAAUUCUAUUCUAAACUUAACUUUCACACCAUGCGGCAACUAUUUGGUAUCUGGAGACAUUUAUGGACAAAUAACCGUAUUUAAUUUGUAUCGACUUAUGAAUCCCGACCUUAAUGGACCAAAUCUCGAUACAAAGCCCCACAAUUCAUUCACGGUGCAGGAAGAUGUGCAAAUUAACAGUAUUCUGGCGACGGAAUCAUUUUUAAUCGUCGGAGUAGUUGGUGAAAUAUUUGGAUACACUUGGAAGGUUGUGAAGAACAGCAAAGACGGAAAGGUGGCGUGGAAGAUCGAAUUGCCAUACAGCGAGGUGUUGAGCAAACCUGACGUUAACUGUAUGGUGGCUAAAGAUGGAUUGUUAUACGCUGGUUGUGGCGACAAUAAAAUUUACGUUAUCAACUUGGAAGGGGGCCAUAUUAUACGAACUCUAGUAGAACAUAGCGAUUACAUUCAUAGUAUUUUUAAUGCUGGAGACGAACUGGCUUCAGGCGGCGAGGAUGGAGUGGUUAACAUUUGGGAUAUACGUGACAAAGAAGUCACUUUCAAAAUAGAACCAUAUAAGAAUGACGGAAUAGCCCGAAAUAAUUUGGGUAAAUGGAUUGGGGCAGUGUCGAUUAGCGAUGAUUGGCUGUUGUGUGGAGGUGGUCCGAAGUUAUCUCUAUGGCAUUUUCGUUGCAUGUCUCCUGCAACAAUUUUCCCAAUUAACGACCAAGGUAUUCAUUAUGCAGAAAUUGUAGGCGAUAAGCUUUUAGCUGGUGGUCGGGCGAACCAUUUUUAUAAUAUGGCGUUCAAUGGCGAUGUUGUUUCACAAAUACCGACCUCAUCGCUUACUGUAUUUACUGCUGCACACCAAGAGAACCCUUACAGAGCAAUGUGUAUGGCUGGUUCUAGUCCUAAAAUUGAUAUUUGUAGUAAUUUUAACUAUAGAGAUCAAGUGCUUACUUUAGAAUAAUGUUUGACUUACAAUUAAUAAACUAUUUUUAAUAA